Molecule: messenger RNA, 4038 nt
Organism: Rhinolophus ferrumequinum (greater horseshoe bat)
Lineage: Eukaryota; Metazoa; Chordata; Mammalia; Chiroptera; Rhinolophidae
Gene: ZRANB3
Product: zinc finger RANBP2-type containing 3
Exons: 21
Coding region: 82-3306 (1074 amino acids)
Biological process (GO): replication fork processing; DNA repair
Cellular component (GO): nuclear replication fork
Molecular function (GO): ATP-dependent chromatin remodeler activity; endonuclease activity; ATP binding
Source: RefSeq, a predicted model, not a curated record
AGUCACUUCCGCUUUGGGGCGGACACCAGCCAAACCUGUGGCGGGAGUUGGAGAUUCUUCAGCGAAUACACCAGGAUCAUCAUGUCUAGAGUUCAUAACUUAAAAAAGUCUCUUACACCUCAGAUUUCUUCUUUGACAAGUGAAUCUUAUAGACAGCUGGAUUAUUUGCCUGACAAACUAAGAGCAAAGCUGCUUCCUUUCCAGAAAGAUGGCAUCACUUUUGCCCUCAGAAGAGAUGGCAGGUGCAUGGUGGCUGAUGAAAUGGGCCUAGGAAAGACAAUCCAGGCAAUCGCCAUUGCUUACUUCUAUAAGGAGGAAUGGCCUCUUUUAAUAGUGGUCCCUUCAUCUCUGAGGUACCCUUGGACAGAAGAAAUAGAGAAAUGGAUCCCAGAGCUAGGUCCAGAAGAAAUCAAUGUUAUUCAGAAUAAAACUGAUGUUGGGAGGAUAUCGACCAGCAAAGUGACGAUUCUGGGUUAUGGUCUUUUAACGACAGAUGCAGAGACUUUGAUAGAUGCACUGAAUAAUCAGAACUUCAACGUGGUGGUAGUGGAUGAAUCACACUACAUGAAGUCCAGAAAUGCAGCUCGCAGCAAGAUUUUAUUGCCAAUGGUACAGAAAGCCAAAAGAGCCAUACUUCUUACGGGAACUCCAGCUUUGGGAAGGCCUGAAGAGCUCUUCAUGCAGAUCGAAGCUCUCUUUCCACAAAAAUUUGGAACGUGGACUGACUAUGCCAAAAGAUAUUGUAAUGCUCAUGUCAGAUAUUUUGGUAAAAGGCCUCAGUGGGAUUGUAGAGGGGCGUCAAAUCUUAAUGAACUUCAUCAGCUAUUAAGUGACAUAAUGAUUAGAAGGUUAAAGACUGAAGUUUUAACCCAGCUGCCACCUAAAAUCAGACAGCGUAUUCCAUUUGAUCUUCCGUCAGCCGCAGCCAAGGAAUUGAGUACCAGCUUUGAAGAGUGGGAAAAAUUAAUGAGAGCUCCAAAUUCAAGUGCCACUGAGACGGUUAUGGGGUUGAUUACUCGCAUUUUUAAACAAACUGCUAUUGCCAAGGCAGGUGCUGUAAAGGAUUAUAUUAAGAUGAUGCUUCAGAACGAUACACUUAAAUUUCUAGUUUUCGCUCACCAUUUAAGCAUGCUCCAAGCUUGCACAGAAGCAGUCAUAGAAAACAAGACUCGAUAUGUUAGGAUAGAUGGAAGUGUUCCAUCUUCCGAAAGAAUACAUCUGGUUAAUCAGUUUCAAAAGGAUCCUGAGACUCGUGUGGCUAUCCUAAGCAUUCAGGCUGCUGGUCAGGGUUUAACAUUUACUGCUGCGACUCAUGUUGUAUUUGCUGAGUUGUACUGGGACCCUGGACACCUAAAACAAGCAGAAGACCGUGUUCACCGAAUUGGACAGUGCAGUUCUGUGAAUAUUCACUACCUAAUUGCAAAUGGGACUCUAGACACCAUUAUGUGGGGAAUGUUGAAUCGCAAGGCUCGGGUUACCGGGCAUACAUUGAAUGGCAGGAAGGAACAACUUCAGGCUGAAGAAGGUGAUAAGGAAAAAUGGGAUUUCCUGCAGUUUGCUGAAGCUUGGACUCCAAAUGAAAGUUCUGAAGAGCUCAGGAAUGAAGUUUUGUUCACUCAUUUUGAAAAAGAAAAACAGCAUGAUAUUCGAUCAUUCUUUUUACAAAAACCUAAGAAAAGUCCGUUGGUGACCUCCUGUGAUGAAUCAAAGAUAUUCCAGGAGAAAAAUACUGUAGUGCCUGUGGACCCUGGAAAAAGAUCUACAAGAGAUACCAUAGAUUACGAAAACAAUUCUGAACCUGAAGCUAAAAGAUUGAAGUCCUGCAGUCCCCAGCAGGAGAAACCAGCCUGGCCCAGGCCGACCACGGCUCUGGCCGAGGCAUCCAGCCCACCCCUUCCUGGGAAGGGCUGGCAGUGUGGUUUCUGCACCUAUGUCAAUAACCCGGCGUUACCUUACUGUGAAAUGUGUGAGCAUCCUCAAGGCAGUGCUGAUAGCCUCAGCCACACCCAGGAUAAAAACAAAAGUGAGAAAGGUGAUUCUCAGAAAGACACUUCCCAAAAAGUGUGGACUACUAGUUCUGAAAAACAAGUCCUUACACCAUCAGAACCUGAACCAUUGGCUGAGAGCAAGGAUGAAACAGCCAAAACUGAGGGGGAAGACGCACUCACAGCCCAGCCAGAUGAUGAACAGUUGGAGAGUUCGGACACGCUGCCAGUGUAUGAUACCUUAAUGUUUUGUGCGAGUAAGAAUACUGACCGGAUUCAUCUCUACACUCAGACAAAAUGGAUUAAUAAUGCCUUCCUAAUCUAUAAUCAGGAUGGAAACCAGAUGAACUGUAAUUUCAUUCCUUUGGAUAUAAAAUUAGACCUUUGGGAAGAUUUACCAGCAAGCUUUCAGCUGAAACAAAAUCGCUCCCUGAUUUUGAGGUUUGUUCGAGAAUGGAAUAGUCUAAGUGCCAUGAAACAGAGAAUAAUCAGGAAAAGUGGGCAGCUGUUCUGCAGCCCGAUUCUGGCUUUGGAAGAGGUCACAAAGCUACAAACCAAACCAAACAGUACAAAAAGGUACAUAACCAAAGAAGACGUGGCUCUGGCCUCAAUGGAGAAGGUGAAGAAUGACGGGGGCCAUGUCCGCCUGCUCACAAAGGAGGCCCGGCCACGGGAUGCUUCUGGAAAACAGUUUCUUGAAGAUGGAGCCUGUGUUCCAUUUCUAGAUCCCUGUGUAGCCCAAGCGGAUGUCACUGUGAAGCCUUCUCCCCCCAAAGGCUAUUUGCAAGCUGUGGAUAAUGAAGGAAAUCCACUUUGCCUUCACUGUCAGCAGCCCACCUGCCAAACUAAGCAAGAGUGUAAAGCGAACGCUUGGGAUUCACGGUUUUGUUCUCUGAAAUGUCAGGAGGAGUUUUGGAUUCGUUCUAGUAACAGUUACCUGCGAGCCAAAGUAUUUGAAACUGAACAUGGUGUGUGUCAGCUAUGUAAUCUGAAUGCACAAGAACUCUUUUUACGGCUGAGAGAUGCUCCUAAAAGUCAGCGGAAGAAUCUUCUGGAUAUCACCUGGACCUCAAAGCUGCCUUUAGAACAGCUCAAUGAAAUGAUAAGAAACCCAGGCGAAGGCCAUUUCUGGCAGGUGGACCACAUCAAGCCAGUGUUCAGUGGAGGAGGGCAGUGCUCCCUGGACAACCUGCAGACUCUCUGCACAGUCUGUCACAAAGAGAGAACUGCCAGACAAGCCAAGGAAAGAAGCCAGGUAAGAAGACAGUCUCUAGCAUCAAAGCAUGGAUCUGACAUCAGACAAUUCUUGGUAAAGAAGUAAAGCAUAAGAAAUAUUGAGUGGAUGACAAAUGGUCUACAUGUGGAAGAAUUGAACGCGUGUUUUUUUUUCGUGUUUGUCUAAUAUUUUAAGACUGAAAAUUUUCAGAACAAAAAAUUAAGAACUCAGAUUCUCUUUUUAUAAUAAAUGCUUUUAGUGUUCAAUACCUUUUUAAAGUACUUAACAGAAACUGAAAUACAAUACUAAAUAUUUCUAUGAUCUUGUUGAUUUCAUGCAGACUCUCAAUUAUGUUUCAGUAAGGUUUUCUUAAGCUUUCAUUUCCCCCUAUUCUACCUUAAUCAUGGUAUUAUGCAUAGAUUGUAUUUGAAAAAAUAUUCUCAAUUACUUCAAAAAUGCUGCUGGAUUAGGAUUGGUUCUGGACUGCUGUGUGAAUAAAUGGAAACUUGCAAAACCAAGGGAAAUUUCAGAAGCAAAUCAUCAUUAUUCAGAAAUACUGGGCCAAGUGUGACCAACCUGCUUAGUAUGCAAGAGAGACUCUUGUUCACUAAAUGCCUCCAAAAUGAGCUUGGGGUACAUAUUUUGAGUGUUUUCUGUUUUGUUUUCUUUCUUAGCCAGUUUUCUCUAUUGAAAUGAUGCUUUUGAAAUAAACUAAUUGUAGUUUGUAGACAAUUCAGGAGUUCUGGAUAAAGUAAUUGUUAAAAAUAUUUAAAAACUAAAAACAUAAAAUGUAAAAAUGCCAUUUAAACUUCAAUUUUUAGUUUGUUUUCAUGCAUA